Molecule: messenger RNA, 4855 nt
Organism: Microcebus murinus (gray mouse lemur)
Lineage: Eukaryota; Metazoa; Chordata; Mammalia; Primates; Cheirogaleidae
Source: RefSeq, a predicted model, not a curated record
AUGAUCCCUCCAGCGCCCGUGUGGAGAGCGGGAAAGAGGCGCUCGGCCUCAGCAGAGUCUCGCUGCCUGCACGCGGAGUCCUUUCCCUGCCUGAACGCGGCCGCCUCAGCCCGCGCGCCCUGGGAGAGUCCCCGAUCGCUCGAGGACCCGCACCAGAAAGAUGCGGCCGUUGAGCUGGGCGCGUGCCCUCCGCCGCCGCGGCCCCCGCGCUCGCCACAGCCUCGCGCCAAGCGAAGGACGCGGGGGUUUAACGCUCACGGCUCGAGGCCGCGAGUCCGUUGCAGGACCUCCCGCAUUCUCCCGCACUUGCCCACCGCCGCGCCACGGUUUCCCGCGGCGCUCCGGCAUUUCUCGCGUUCCGGCAUUUCUCGCGUUCCCUCGAGUUCUCCCUGUGGAGAGUUCGGAUUGUUUUCUUCCUCUAGGAAAGACCCCGCAGCCUCCCAGCCGCUUCCUUCAGCCGCGCGAUCCGCAGCCCGGCUCCUCCCUGCGGGGGGGGGCGCCGGGCUGGGGCGGGACCCGGUUCCAUCCGCGCUCGGCCCUCGGUCCCCGAGGUGGCCUGGGCGCCACUGCCCCUCGGCGGGGCCGGCACAGAGGUCGUCAGGGCCGGCGGCGUCCGCACCUGAGGGACAGCCGGCGCUGACGCAGAAAAUGAAAGCAUUAGUAGAAAGAAGGAGGAGUAUUCCAUCUCUUCUCCCAGAUAAAGCCGUGCAAGAACAGCCUAGAACCAGCACGGAAAGACCUUCUGCUGCCAUGAAAACCUGUGCAUUUUUGACGGCAUUUGCCUGCUCCAGUAGGACUCUGCUGAUUGACGGCCUGGUGGAGCUCAGAACAGGCGUGCAGAGGCAGGAGCGCCAUAUUUUUUUAUUCGAUGAUAUGCUUGUUGUGGCCAAAAGCAAGCAUAAGAAUAACUUGAAGAUGAAAUACAAGAUUAAAUUAUCUGACAUGUGGACAGCAAGCUGUGUCAAUGAAGUGGGAGAUGGCAAGGGCAGUGCUAUGAAAUCCUUUGUCUUGGGCUGGCCCACUCAGAACUUUGUGGCCACUUUCAGUUCUCCGGAACUAAAGGACACAUGGCUUACACUCCUUCAGAGACACAUCGAUCUCGAGAAACAGAAGGACCACCCGAAGAGCAUUCCCCUCAGAAUCUUUAUCGAGGACAUGGGGAAUUGUGUACAUUACAAAACUAUCAGAGUAAACAACACAGAUAGAACAAAUGAAGUUAUCCACAAGUUAUUGUCAGUGCUAGGGGUAACUGGUUGUGAGGGAGAUUACCAGUUAUGCAUUAGUUCUGGGAAAGAAACAGCACUGUACCCACUAAUUGGCCAUGAAUAUCCCUAUGGGAUUAAAAUGAAGCAUCUGCGAGAUAAUGCAAUCCUGACAGGAGGCUCAAGGGACCCUACCACUGUUUUCAACUCCCAAGAAGCCUUCCUCCUAGAAGAGCUGCCAGGAGAGAGGCAGUGCCAAUUCAUCCUAAAGCCCAGAUUCCUGGCUGCAGCCCAGCAACUGAGAGAUUCACAUUGGAAGACAUCUGAAAAGAGAAGAUGUGUCAUCAAUUCGGCCUGUUGUUGGGGUUCUACCACCGAACAGGACAACUCCCUUGUUUCACUGCCAACAUCUCCUCCUGUGGCAGGAGAGCUCCUUGGACUUUCUUUGGAAAAUACCUCUGAGAAGGACACACAUGAGGUUGUUGAUGCCCCAUGUGUCAAUAUAGGAAAGACAGUUGGCCAGGGAAGCACAAACAUGGCCUCUAUUUUAAAGUUCACUGAUGACAUCCUCAAGCAGCCUGAGGUUGAAGACGUUUUAAACAAAAACGACUGUGACUUGGAUCACUGUAAUGAAGAAGGUGCUCAAAUAGAACAUCCACUUGAGUCCAAACUUUUUGGAGUCUCUCUGAAAACUAUUUGUAAAAAUGGCAAUCUGCCAAAACCUAUCAUGGAUAUUCUUUUGUUCCUGAAUGAAAAAGGCCCUCUGAAGGAAGGCAUCUUCUUUGUACCGGCUGACAUGGAAUACUGCCAACAACUAAAAGAAAAACUUAAUUGUGGAGUACCAGUACAGCUGUACUGGGAAAAUGCCUUUGUGCUGGCAUCUAUCUUAAUGGAUUUUCUGAAAGAAAUUCCUGGAAGUAUUUUGUCAUCCGAUCUUUAUGAUGAGUGGGUCGGUGUCAUGGAUAAUGGAGAGGAUAAAGACAAAAUAAAUAAAAUUCAAAGGCUCUUAGAGAAGCUUCCAAGAGCAAAUGUCGUGCUCUUGAACUAUCUAUUUGCCUUACUAUACAAUAUUGAGAAAAAUUCUGCAUCGAAUCAGAUGGAUUCAUCAAACCUGGCAGCCUGUGUGGCUCCCGCAAUUCUUUGGCCUGCUCCUUCCUGUGGCCCAGAACCAGAAAAUGAAUUGGUUAUGCUGCUCUUUCAAUUUAUGCUAGAGAAAUGCGAAACAGUAUUUGGAGAAGAAAUCAAGUCUCUUUACGGAGAAUUUUCGGGAACAUAUGGCACUAGAGGAAAUACCUCAGGUAUUUCAGAUAUUUCUCGCUUUGAACUGAGUGACUCCUCCUCAGUAGAGAGCCUGGAGUGUGAGCUAAAUGAGGAUGUUUAUGCUCCAUUCCCUGAUUUGGCCAAGGACCCUGGGCACUGGAAGACAAGAAUACAGUCUAUGUUAAUGGACGUUGAGAAUCUUGAGCCAGCCGAGGUGGCAUACCUUUUAUCACUCAAUGACUUCCUCUUGGAGCAUCCUGAAUAGGGAGUUGCUCAAAUGGAUGGGCCUCUUAAAGCCACACCACAUUUUCAUUCUCACAAAUAGUUUUGAGCUUGAGAACACAGGUGUUAUUAUUAUCUCUGUUUUACGGCACGGAGAUUAAGACUCAAAGAGUUACAGUAACUUGUCCAAGGACACUUUAAAAAUGAAUGGCAGAAUGGGGACUCUCGGGCUGGUUUUCUGACUCUGGACCUGCGAUCUCUUGAGGACAAGAGUUGCUGAAAAAGUGGGAGAAGUGCAUCUCCAUGGCUUCAAAUGGAAUUCUGUUGCUUCUAUACCAUAAAGUGCUGUAAGGAGAAGGACUUCUGGCUAGCUCCUGAGGCAGGUCUCUUACAGGCAAAGCAGAGUGCCUCCGGAGAGCAAAGCUACGAUGAGGGCAUCCGACGUGGGAACCUGUGAUAUGCAUGCUAAACUUAAACUAAGGUGAUGGCCAGUGACAUUGCAGUGAGAGGGUUGUGAGUUGGGGUUUUCGAAGGCCUGUCCACAGAGGUUAAGGCCUGUUUUGUUUAUUCCCUGCUCUCCAGGGGCCCUGAUGAUUUGUUUUAAAUCAAAUGGAUUUAAAUGAAUAAGUAACCAGUCAGAAAUAAUGUUUUAAAUCAUUCAAUUUUUAAUUUUUCUUUUUUGGUUAAGAAUAUUGGCUAUACUUUCAAAAAAUAAUUAUCCAACCUGAGAGAAAAGCAUUAUUACAAUCAUUAUUAUAUUUUUUGUUAGUUCACAUGGGAUAGGAGGGGAAGCAAUAGUGUAACUGGCUCCAUAUAGUAUAAAAUGUUUUCUCAAUAAUAUUUUUAGUUUCUUCACAUUUCAAAUGAGUUUUCAGUAUACACAUUGUGGCUGGGGCUGGCAGCUGUUAGUAACCCUGACAGCAAGAUUUUUCUCAACCCUGGUAGCUUAGCAGCCAUAGUCUCAAAAUAGGCAGAAAAUAGGCAGAGAUACAUUCUCUUUUGAGUUUCUUGACCAGGAAUGGUGGAACCUUCUAUGAAGCCUCAGACAUCCUGUUCAUCUGGAGAAGAAAAGGCAACAUCGAACCCCUGCCCUGUGGGUUUGUUUCCCACUUGGGGACUCAUCCAGGAUCCGUUGCUCAUGGAUUGGUGGCCAAGGAGUGGAGACAGACUCUGAAGCCUUCCCAGCAGCUGCCUGGCUGAGUUUCUGCCAGAGCUGUCCAGAGCCUGCUUGACAUACUGUUAACCUCCGAGGAGCAUUGCAUUUUCCUGGAAAAGACUCAAGUAGAAGUUGACUGAUUGCAUGCAGAAGACCCAAAUAACCAUGUGAGAACUAGAGCUGAUUUAGCCAUCCCAACACAUGACCCCAUCUGGAACCCAAGCAAUGGAGAAGAAGGUUCCAGUUUCCAAUAGAUGUGCCCCUUCAUUCCAUAAUGCCAGGAGACAAGGUGUUACUGAAAACCUGGAGAAACCAGCAUCCUGAAGAUCAACUAUAGCCACAGUAGAUCAGCCCAUUUGAGAUACAUUAAUUAAAUGUGCAUUAAGGUGUUGUUUCAAAACAAGCAAAAACGCUCAAGUAAUGGUACUAGAGACUUUCAGUCAUUCACCUAUGACUCGUGAGCACUUUCAGCAACAGGCUAAAAGCUUUCAAUCCUCAUGCCCCAACUACGUCCUACUUCAGCAGAAAACAGCCAGAUUGAUCAAGACCCUGAUUCCCCAAGAUUGAGGAAUGAAUAAAGAAAAGGGGGGAAACAAUAAUCAGCUCCACAAGGAAUGGUGGAACCACCUACAAAGCCUCACACCACUUGUUUGUCCAGAAAAGACAAGAUAAGCGAUACUCCACCACAGACCGUGUCCAAGGACCCACUGAGCGCAAGCACGAGGCUGCAAGAAUGACUAAUAUUAAUCUCCAGAUUAUUAAAAUACUAAUAGGAGUGAUCUAUCUGCCACUCUUUGAUCAUGGGACAUAUGCACUGGCAUGAUUUCUCACUGCACUUGUUUGCCUUGCACUUUGCCCCAAACAAGCAAUGAUGCUCACACCCCUCAUACAUUAUUCAUUUUGCCCGAGAAAAAACCCCUGACCAUGUUGGUCAGGGAGGCAGAUUAGAGGCGGUUUAUAACCUCUCUCUCCCAUUUGAUGUGUCUACUAAAAUAAAUCCUUUCUUCUUUAACAA